This is a messenger RNA of Drosophila rhopaloa, 388 nucleotides long. RefSeq names its product probable 60S ribosomal protein L37-B (gene RpL37-2). Bases 75 to 344 code for a protein of 89 amino acids. Gene Ontology annotation, molecular function: RNA binding; structural constituent of ribosome. Gene Ontology annotation, biological process: translation. Gene Ontology annotation, cellular component: ribosome; cytosolic large ribosomal subunit. The record is from RefSeq and is a predicted model, not a curated record. The transcript has a single exon. NCBI's taxonomy places the organism in Eukaryota, Metazoa, Arthropoda, Insecta, Diptera, Drosophilidae.
UCCUUUCCGGAGCAGACGUUCCAGUGAUUUGAAAAUUUUCUUAUUUAACUUUUGGAAAACUCUUUCCAAGAAGGAUGACCAAGGGAACUACUAGCUUUGGCAAGCGCCACAACAAGACGCACACAAUCUGUCGUCGCUGCGGAGACUCGUCGUAUCAUCUCCAGAAAUCGAAGUGCUCCCAAUGUGGCUAUCCCGCGGCCAAAACUCGCUCGUUCAACUGGUCCCGAAAGGCGAAGGGUCGCAAGGCUCAGGGAACCGGAAGGAUGCGGCAUCUGAAGAAGUUGCGCCGUCGUUUCCGCAAUGGAUUACGUGAAGGAAGUUCCGCGAUGAAGAAAUCUCACUAAAUCUAGGAAAGGUCUUGGCUGAUCCCAAUAAAAACCCUAAUGAA